GGUGUCUGUUCGCACCGGAUAAAUGAUACAAUUGAAGACGUUUAGGACAAUGCUGCGAACUUCUGAUACGUUUGGCUAGCAAGUCUCCCAGAACGCUGUCUGAUAAGUCUCUUUGUAUGUGGAGUGAAACGGGAUGGAGAUUGCUUCAGUGUGAGACUAAGAUGCUGUUCAUAUCAUGCAUUAUUGUACCUUGUCUUGUUAAGAAGUUCCAAAUUUCCAGACAUUGUCGUGUUUCAUCAGCAUCAGUAUCAUACUGGCUCUGGUCAUCCAGUCCUGUCUAUCUCUCUAGUCAUCCAGUCCUGUCUAUCCAUAAUAAAACUAAGUUAUCUGCGCACUGGCAUCAAGUCCGAAACUUGUGAGGGCAAUGGAACCAAAUCAGUUCGACACAAAUCCUGGAUUGGAGCGAUA
Laetiporus sulphureus 93-53 is the source of this 408-nucleotide messenger RNA. RefSeq lists its product as uncharacterized. Bases 117 to 359 code for a protein of 80 amino acids. NCBI's taxonomy places the organism in Eukaryota, Fungi, Basidiomycota, Agaricomycetes, Polyporales, Laetiporaceae. The record is from RefSeq and is a predicted model, not a curated record. The transcript has a single exon.